UGUCUUAUUGUGAAGGAGCAGAGCGGAAGUCACGUGUCUCUGUUUUCUCUGCGGCUCACUUUAGCCUCAGCGGCUAACUGACCAGCAGGCUGACCGUCGGCCAGAGUGCCGCCGAGCAAGCAGCUCAGUGUGCCGGUGAGUGUACCGCGUGGGACGCCGUGUAAAAUCCACGGAGAGAACUUCAGGAUCACAGCGAGCUGCUAACGCUGCUCUUAACCUCCAUGCUCGGCUAGCAGGGCUAAGAGAGCGGCUUCCAUUAUCGGACGGUCCUGGUGACGGGGCUGAAGCUGUAAGGAGGAGGAGGUGGUCAGGGUGCUGCUGACGGAGCUGUGAGGAGGAGGAGGAGGAGCAGAAAACAUGGCAGCUGAGGCUUGCGGUGGGAGCCGCUGCACCUCCUGCUGUUGAAGCCCGGAGAGCCGCACGGCCAGAUGGAGCCUCUGUGAAGCAGCAGGAUGAUUGAAGGAAGGUGAGCUCGGAUCAGCUACUUCUCACUGUGCGCGCGCAGUAACAGCAGUGUAAUGUAAGGCCAUGCUCGCUCGCCCACCAUGACCAGUGUCACGCUGCGGUACUUCUGUUAUGGCUGCCUCGUCACCUCGGCCACCUGGUCCUUCCUGCUCUUCCUGUAUUUCUCCAUGGGGGCGGAGCCUGACCGCGGCAGGAUCCCCGUGAGGCAACGCGGGCAGCCGAUCACUGAAGGUGUGGCCGAUCGUAGAGGGGGGCGUCGGCCUCUGCUGCCCAGUAAGGGAGUGGAGCUUUCACCAGAGAUGGGGAUGAUCUUCAACGAGGCGGAUCAGGAGGUUCGGGACAGCGGCUACCACCGCCACGCCUUCAACGUCCUCAUCUCCAACAGGCUGGGCUUCCACCGCCAGCUGCCCGAAACCAGAGACGCCCAGUGUCGCGAGAAGUCCUAUCCCGUGGCUCUACCUUCUGCCAGCGUCGUAAUCUGUUUCUUCAACGAGGCGCUCUCCGCCCUGCUCAGGACCGUGCACAGCGUGCUGGACCGCACGCCGGCCUACCUGCUGCACGAGAUCAUCCUGGUGGACGACCACAGUGAGCUGGAGGAGCUGAAGGACGAGCUGGACCGUUACGUCAGGGCGGAGCUUCAGGGGAAAGUCCAGCUGGUGAGGAACCAGAGGAGGGAAGGACUCAUCAGAGGACGCAUGAUUGGAGCCUCACAUGCUACAGGUGAGGUGCUUGUGUUUCUGGACAGCCACUGCGAGGUGAACCAGGCGUGGCUGCAGCCGCUGCUGGCGCCCAUCCAGAAGGACCACCGCACUGUCGUCUGCCCCGUCAUCGACAUCAUCUCCGCCGACACGCUCGCCUACUCGCCCUCCCCCAUCGUCAGGGGUGGCUUCAACUGGGGGCUGCACUUCAAGUGGGACCCUGUGCCCCCCUCCGAGCUCAGCGGGCCUGAGGGAGCAUCCGGACCCAUCAGGUCCCCCACCAUGGCAGGUGGGCUGUUCGCUAUGAACAGGAAGUACUUUAACGAGCUCGGCCAAUACGACGCCGGCAUGGACAUCUGGGGGGGAGAGAACCUGGAAAUCUCCUUCAGGAUCUGGAUGUGCGGUGGUCAGCUGUUCAUCAUCCCGUGCUCCAGAGUCGGCCAUAUCUUCAGGAAACGGCGGCCCUACGGCUCGCCGGGCGGCCACGACACCAUGGCCCAUAAUUCCCUGCGGCUGGCACACGUGUGGAUGGACGGGUACAAGGAGCAGUAUCUCUCUUUGCGUCCAGAGCUGCGCAACCGGAGUUACGGCGACAUCGGCGAGCGCGUGGCGUUGAGGAAGCGGCUGCAGUGCCAUUCAUUCCGCUGGUACCUGGAUACGGUCUACCCUGAGAUGCAGACUGCGGCCAACGGCAACAAGCAGCAGCCCCUGUUCAUCAACAAGGGCCUGAAGCGGCCCAAAGUCCUGCAGCGAGGACGGCUACGGAACCUCGCCAUCAGACGCUGUCUGGUUGCCCAGGGCCGGGCCAGUCAGAAGGGCGGCGCUGUCGUUCUGCGACCGUGUGACCCCCGAGACCCUGAUCAGGUGAUCCGAUCACAUGACCACACGCAGCAUCGGUGUACCGAAUCACCGCAGAGAUUUGUGAUUCCUGGCGGCAGCAGGGGUGGAGCUAAAGUACACGUUUACACAAACGACUGGGCGUACGACGAGGAGGGUCAGCUGAUCCUCGCAGGUCUGCUGUGUCUGGAUGUGUCAGAGGUCAGGACUUUUGACCCCCCGAGACUGAUGAAGUGUCACGGCUCGGGGGGGUCGCAGCAGUGGAGCCUGGGGAAGUCCAACCGGAUCUACCAGGUCUCCGUCGGUCAGUGUCUCGCAGCCGUGUCUCAACCAAUAGGACAGAAAGGUUACGUCUCCAUGGCGAUAUGUGAUGGCUCACAGACGCAGCAGUGGCAGCUGGAGGCCUGAGGAGGACGCUGCGGCACCAUGGACGGAGGGACGGACUGAUCUCCGAUUCUCACCUGCUUAUUUGAUGUUUCGUGUUUUUCAUUUUAAACUUGAUGUUUCAAUCGCAGAAGAACUCCACCACGCCGCACGCCACACCCAGGCACGCCUGGAACUCCUUCAAGGUCCUUUUAAGGACCUGGAAAGUCCUGGAGUCUGGCGUCGCGGUCGGACUGAUUUAAUCUGAUCCGUGAUCUGAUGUUUACUUGAUUUCAUCAUGAUUUCAGUUCAUAUCUGGAGCCGUGUGCUCGCUUUUUAUGUCUGCGUCAGCCUUCAUCAUGUGAGCUCUGAGGCGUCUCCGACCUCAGAGAAGCACUGCAGUGUUUACUGUAGGGUUUUUAUCGCAUUCACACAGGAAGUGCUUCCAAAGCAGCGCGGCGACGGCACUUCCUGUCCUCCUCAGGUCAAAGGUUGCUGUAAGUCCAGAGGUUUUGCUUCAGAGGUCUGUUAGCUGCAGAGAGCUGGAAUAAAACUGAACACUCGCUCACUGAAGGACUCGGAGCGUCGUCGCUGCUCUCGUGUCUCCUCGUGGAAGCCUGAUGAUGCUGACCUGCCGCUCGUGCACAAGGAUCACGUCUGCAGUUAUUUCUAAUGAGAAGCUUCCUCGAUGAAGUUGGUGCGAGCAUGCACGUGAGAUCAGUUCUGAUGCCACCGAUGAUAGGAAGGAAGGGGGAGCUUACUUACUGUCAGGGUAAUCCACAGUAGGCGUCACAGCCACUUUCCCUCGAGCAGGUUGUUCCCCACGCUCGCUGAAACAUUUCCGUUGCAGCGUGUCAGAACAGGAAGCGCUGCCAUGCUGUCACAGCAGCGACUCGCUCUUUAACCCUCGUUAACCGUGAAGGUCAGAAUGUUGUAAAUGUGAGUUUGUAGAAUAAAAAGUGAGGAUGUGAACCUUUAUUUUAAAAUUUUGACUGUUUUAAAUCCACAGCUACAGGAGAAAUAUCCAUGAAUGUGCAGAUUAAUAUUUACACAAAUAUACUGAAAUGUUAGUUUGUUUGAUUAAACCUGUCAGAUCAGUGACACUGCUUAACUGCGCCCUCUAGAGUCACAUGCUCAGAGUUGUGUUUCAGUGACAUCUAGUGGCCAAACACGAGACAGCAGCAGGGUGUAAAUGAUGUAAACACAGUUCAGUGAAGACGGCCCGGUGGCUCAGCCCGUUCUGCAGUAGCUGGGAGGAGGCAUGCACACAACAUGGCCGAUGGCGUAAACGCCGCGCUCCACCCAUCGUAGCAGCUGCAGUGUUGUCAGCGGUGAGCUCGGGCUGCGAGGUCACCAAUGACUGUAAAUGAUCCUGAAAAAGCCUUGUGUUCAUCUGGAUGUCUUCAGUGGGACGCGUGUUGUCAUCAGCUGACUUUGUCAGUCUCAGCUGCCUGCAGCUCUCUGACCUUUGACCUUAAACACUGCCCGUGUGUCAGUUUACAGUAAAUGUGCCCACAGUCUGUGAAGGCUAACCUGACACUGUUCAUAUCCUCCCUGGUGAAUUUGAUGUGUCCACCGAGUUAAUGUGAUCGGUGAACUGUGGUAAUUCCUGAGAUUUGAUUUUCACCCAGGUGUCAUCCACCUGAACCAAUGCCAGUGACGUGGUGGUGUUCCAGGGUAGGAUAGCAGAGCCCUCUUUUCCACUUCUUCCAUGUACAAGUUGGGUGAAUCUGGCACACGCAUGUUUCUGCUUGUAGCACUGACCCUUGUAUGUACUGACCUCACAGCCUAUUGUUAGUCAGUGCUGCUGGUGUCAGUCAGUACUGUUUAUAAGGUUGGAGACCUGCAGUCAGCUGACAGUGACGGAGUCACCUGAUGAUGAUGUGCAGGUUAACAGAAGCACCGGUGUGUGAGACAGGCUGGACCCUCCAUAACCUGUGAAAAUGAUCAUAUAUCCAAACUUUUUUUAGUCUUUAAAUUCAGAAACAAAUCUAAAUGUGUCCCGUGUGUUGUCAGCACCACCCAAUGAAAAUGACGAACCCUCUGCACCACCAGUCCGACUCGGGAGGUAAAAAUGUUUCCCUCUGAUGUCAGAUAAUGAGUUAGGGAUGGAGGGGGAGAGGAACCUAAAGCAGGUAAAGGAGCACAGGGGGUGGGGCUUGGAAGGAGGGCCACAGUUUCAGAACAGAAACCGCGCCAUCCUCCUUUCUAAGGCUUUCCUGUCUGAUAAUAAUAAUAAUAAUACAUUUUAUUUGAGGGCGCCUUUCAGAAACCCAAGGUCACCUUACAAAGAACAAAAUUAAUAAAAGGAGCAAUAGUCAUAAAAUAAAUAAAAUAAGUUAAAAUUGCAAAACAGAACUUGACAACAGAUAAAAUCAGCACUAAAGCGAAUAAACCAGUUUGAACAGA
Oreochromis niloticus (Nile tilapia) is the source of this 4772-nucleotide messenger RNA. RefSeq names its product UDP-N-acetyl-alpha-D-galactosamine:polypeptide N-acetylgalactosaminyltransferase 11 (GalNAc-T11) (gene galnt11). Gene Ontology annotation, cellular component: Golgi apparatus. Bases 546 to 2408 code for a protein of 620 amino acids. Gene Ontology annotation, molecular function: polypeptide N-acetylgalactosaminyltransferase activity; Notch binding. The transcript is spliced from 12 exons. Gene Ontology annotation, biological process: protein O-linked glycosylation; regulation of Notch signaling pathway. Lineage: Eukaryota; Metazoa; Chordata; Actinopteri; Cichliformes; Cichlidae. The record is from RefSeq and is a predicted model, not a curated record.